AUGACUAUCACCACGGCAGCUGGGGAAGCUCCGGGAAGAGACAAGGAUGAUUCUGAUGCAACCACCUCGGUCGCUACCGAGACUGCGGCUGGCACUACUACGAUCGAUGCUCCUGCUGAUCCUACUACUAUCAUGACGUCCCCUCAACCGGUCAGUACGCCCGCUGUGACCGACGAGGUGGCUGUCACUACUGCACCUCCUGUGACUGGCGAAGUGACCAUCAGCACGGCACCUGGGGAGGCUCCCGGUAGAGACAAGGAUGACUCUGAUGCUACCACCCAGGUCGCUACGGAGGCUGCGACUGUCACGACUACGAUCGGUGCUCCUGUUGAGCCUACUACUACUAUAACGUCCCCUCUUCCGGUCAGCACAGCUGCUGUGACCGAUGAGAUUGUUGAUACUACUGCAGCUCCUGUGACUGGCGAAGUCACCAUCACCACGGCAGCUGGGGAAGCUCCCGGUAGAGACAAGGAUGAUUCUGAUGCUACCACCCCGAUCGCUACUGAGACUGCGACUGUGGCUACCACGAUCAGUGCUUCUGUUGAGCCUACUACUAUUAUGACGUCCCCUCUACCGGUCAGCACAGCUGCUGUGACCGAUGAGGUCGCUGUCACUACUGCGGCUCCUGUGACUGGCGAGGUGACUAUCACCACGGCAGCUGGGGAAGCUCCGGGAAGAGACAAGGAUGACUCUGAUGCUACCACCCAGGUCGCUACGGAGGCUGCGACUGUCACGACUACGAUCGGUGCUCCUGUUGAGCCUACUACUACUAUAACGUCCCCUUUCCCGGUCAGCACAGCUGCUAUGACCGAUGAGGUGGCUGUCACUUCUGCACCUCCUGUGACUGGCGAAGUGAUCAUCAGCACGGCAGCUGGGGAAGCUCCCGGUAGAGACAAGGAUGACUCUGUUGCUACCACCAAGGUCCCUACGGAGGCUGCAACUGUCACGACUACGAUCGGUGCUCCUGUUGAGCUUACUACUACUAUAACGUCCCCUUUCCCGGUCAGCACAGCUGCUGUGACCGAUGAGGCCGCUGUCACUACUGCAGCUCCUGUCACUGACGAGAUGACUAUCACCACGGCAGCUGGGGAAGCUCCGGGAAGAGACAAGGAUGAUUCUGAUGCAACCACCUCGGUCGCUACCGAGACUGCGGCUGGCACUACUACGAUCGAUGCUCCUGCUGAUCCUACUACCAUCAUGACGUCCCCUCAACCGGUCAGUACGCCCGCUGUGACCGACGAGGUGGCUGUCACUACUGCACCUCCAGUGACUGGCGAAGUGACCAUCAGCACGGCACCUGGGGAGGCUCCCGGUAGAGACAAGGAUGACUCUGAUGCUACCACCCAGGUCGCUACGGAGGCUGCGACUGUCACGACUACGAUCGGUGCUCCUGUUGAGCCUACUACUACUAUAACGUCCCCUCUUCCGGUCAGCACAGCUGCUGUGACCGAUGAGAUUGUUGAUACUACUGCAGCUCCUGUGACUGGCGAAGUCACCAUCACCACGGCAGCUGGGGAAGCUCCCG
This is a messenger RNA of Perkinsus marinus ATCC 50983, 1525 nucleotides long. RefSeq lists its product as hypothetical. The transcript has a single exon. The annotation marks the transcript as partial. Lineage: Eukaryota; Perkinsozoa; Perkinsida; Perkinsidae. The record is from RefSeq and is a predicted model, not a curated record.